UAUUUAUUUAUUUUUUUUUUUUGCCUCUAAUUUUUUGUGCCCUAAAGAUUUAUAAGUCACUACUGUUUAUUUCCCUUAUGGUUCAUGAUAAAUUUUUGGCUUUUAGCCAAACUUUUGCUUGUUUUCUUUUGUGGGUCUCAGUUAAAGUGUGAAUCUUUUUCAGCAGCAGCAAGCCAUUCAUGGAGUUAGCUUAGCUUAACCACUAGUUCAAGGUUUGAUUUUUCUCAAUAAUUUUUCCUCUUUUAUCUCUCUCUCUCUCUCUCUUUUAGUUCUCUUCUAUUCAUUUUCAAUUUGGGUCUUUUGGUUUGUUCAUCUGUUUCUUGAGAAAAAAAAAAGGGUUCUUUCUUGGAAAAAAUAAUCAAUCAAUCACUAAUGCUGAGAAACAGAUCUAGAGCAGUUACAACCAAACAAGCCCUUAUGGCUGAUCAAACUUCACCAAUCUCAUCUUUCUUGAAUUCUCCAAGGCUUUUCAAUGGAUUUCUUUCCAAAAACCAGUUUUCAGACACAGAAACUAAUAAUAGUACUCUCAUGAGCCCCACCUCAACACUUGACACCAAAAACAACCUCAGUUUUGUGAACCCAUUUGGCCAAGACAAGAUUUUGUCCCAAAUGCCAAUCCCAACUGCCAAACAGGACACUACUAAUAAGGCCACUGGCCUUGCCCUGAUUGACUCAAUCAUACAUGAAAAAAAUAAUGAUGAGGAGGAGUUUUGUGGUGGAUCAAGAAUUUUUUCCAAGCCAGUUAGCAGAGCAGCCUUGUAUGGAUCAAAGCAGCUUAAGGUUCAAAUUCCUGACAUAAAUCCCACAUCUUCUUCGCUCGAGCCUUCGCCGAAAUCUCCGGCUGAAUUCGGAAUCAAGACAAAGAAUUCGAAGAUUUCGAGCCCUUUUGCAAGCACCCCAGUUAAGGAUUUUUCAAGGCAGCUGUCUUUGAAAGAAAUGGAGCUUUCUGAGGAUUACACUUGUGUUAUCUCUCAUGGUCCUAAUCCUAAAACAACUCAUAUAUUUGAUGAUUGUGUUGUGGAUGAUAGCUGUUUGGGGGAUCAUUCAGAAUAUUCUUCUGAGUGUAAGAAAAAAAUGGAUAGUGGGUUUGAAGCAAAUGAGGCUACUGAUUUCUUGAGCUUUUGUCACACUUGCAAGGAUAUUUUAGAACAGGGAAAAGACAUCUACAUUUACAGGGGUGAAAAAGCCUUUUGCAGCCAUGAAUGCCGGUAUGAAGAGAUGUUUUCUGAAGGACUGAAGUAUCCAGACUUGGAUGAAAGAUGAUUGUCUAAAGCUGUUUUUUGUAUUAAACUCAAUAUCUCAGAGGAAUUCAGCAUCUUUUAUUCUAAGGAUUUUACUUAAAGGGAUCAAAAGCUCAACAGCCCUGGAUAUGAUUAAUAAGGAACUUUUUUUCUUUUAAAUCAAUGUGAAAUAUUUAAUCUGUUUUUCUUAUUUUUCCUGUUUCUUGGAUCUGUUUUAUGCUUAUGUUGGAGGGCUUUUCCUCCCUUUGCAAAUAUAAGGAUAAUGGGAGGCAGAAAUUAUUAUGAAUUUGGAUGUAUUAAGGGUUUUGUCCAGCUUUUUUAUUACAUAUUGGCCUGAUAUUUGGCAUUUCAA
Messenger RNA from Striga asiatica, 1593 nucleotides. Lineage: Eukaryota; Viridiplantae; Streptophyta; Magnoliopsida; Lamiales; Orobanchaceae. The record is from the annotation of a GenBank genome assembly.